Molecule: messenger RNA, 2240 nt
Organism: Drosophila grimshawi
Lineage: Eukaryota; Metazoa; Arthropoda; Insecta; Diptera; Drosophilidae
Exons: 3
Coding region: 30-2186 (718 amino acids)
Source: RefSeq, a predicted model, not a curated record
UUAACCUUAAACCCCUUAGAAGGUUUCUGAUGGCAGAUAAAGUGCCGCUAAUUGAAUUCAUUGACGAUGAAUCAGAGGAUUGUACUCAGGAUUCAAAGGCAUACUCUUGGAUAAUAGAUAUUAAAUUAAAAUCCCCUGUCAUCUGUCUGCAAAGAUGUCGGACCCGAAAACGAAUUCUGGACCUUUUACUGUAUUCGAUUAUCCUUAUGCUAGUUAUUAUCUCCUAUUUUAUAUGUUAUUCCAUAAUUGGUAUGGCUGAGUUCCAGUCCCUCUCUAUCGCGCAAGUUCAUUCUCAAUUUGAUAGUCCGGUAAUGGACGCUGCCGAUGACACUCUACGCCCAACAACAACGCUACCAUUCGAUCAGACAAUAAAUCAGACAAUCCUUAUGCCGCGGAACUAUCUCGUGUACAACAGCCACUGCCGGAUUAGCAGCCUGAAUCCCUACAAGUGGGAAGUGAUGCGCCAUUUCAACCCCAUUGCCUACAACCAUUGCAAGACACGCCCACCCCUUACCCAAGUGCGCUACGAUCUCUCCACUCAAGGCUACGUGUUAAGCGUUGAUCCCAUAGCGUUUCCAAGCUACAACGUGGGCAACACUCUGAGUUGCUGUUACCAGGAUGUGGAGCGCAUCAAUGAGACAAAUGUCAGCCUUACACCAUGUCAAGCAUUCACAACUAACGCUCAGCUAUCCAAUACAACUGACAGCAUCAUUGUCAGUUGUUAUUCGGAAAAGGAGCAAAUUUAUAUUAACGGACAUCCAACUAUUCCGGAACGGCAGGCAGUAAGAAUAAGACUUAAUCAGUGGGCUCACAAGGAUCGAGGUAGGCGUGUGCCCAGCGUGCUGAUGAUUGGCAUUGACAGCAUCUCUCGGGUGAAUCUCAUACGUGCAAUGCCCAAGACAGCACAGUAUCUCUACGACAACGAUUGGUUUGAACUGGCGGGCUAUAACAAGAUCGAUGACAACACAUUUCCCAACAUAAUGGCCCUAAUGGUGGGCUAUAAUCUGAGUAAUGCCAUGAAGCACUGUAGUCCCUACAAGGUGAAUGGCCUUGAUAAGUGUGACUUCAUUUGGAAACUAUUUAAAGAGCAUGGCUAUGUGACUGCUUAUGGAGAGGAUGCAGUAAAGAUCAACACCUUCAACUACCUAAAGAAGGGCUUUCAGCAACCACCAGUCGAUUACUAUUUGCGUCCAUAUCUCUCUGCAGCAGAGAAAUUACUUGGGGGCAACAUAGUGCUCGGACUGCCCCACUGUGUCGGCUUUGAGACGGAAGCGGAGCACGUUUAUAACUAUGCUCUAGAGUUUGCAAAACGUUAUCGCAACGAUAGCUUCUUUGGCUUCUUCUGGACGAACACACACAGCCACAGCGACAUUUCGCAGACCAGCUCCAUGGACGACUAUCUGAGAGGGUAUCUGCAGCGUCUGGUGUCCCAGGGCACCAUGGAGCACAGCAUUGUGGUCUUCUUCAGCGAUCAUGGACUUCGCUUUGGCCCCACCCGAGCCACCUGGUCUGGUCACGUCGAGGAGCGUCUGCCCUUUCUCUUCAUCUGGCUGCCUCCAUUUAUGCGCAAGGCACAUCCCGAGUUCGUUCAAGCUCUGCAGCAGAAUCGCAAUCGUCUGACUACUCCCUAUGAUCUUCACAUCACACUAAAGCACAUUCUUAGCCUCUCGGGUCGCAUUGGCAGUCUGCAGUCGUUGGGCGGCGCCAAAGAUUGCCCCAAAUGUCAGAGUCUGCUUCAGCCGGUGACGUUGAAGCGCAGUUGCGAGGAUGUCGCCAUUGCGGAUCACUGGUGCACUUGCUGGGACUUCCAAAAGUAUGAUAUGAACUCCAAUCAACUAACUUACUUGGCCGAGCGUGUAGUGAACUAUAUAAACGAUUAUGUGAGCAACUUCGACAAUGGCAGUCUGGCUAAUCUCUGCGAGCCACUUUCUCUGGGGCACAUCCAGUCAGCUUAUAAAGCCCAGCCCAAUGAAAUUGAUGACAGCGAUAUGGAGAUAUAUUGGCUGAUCUUCGACACGUCACCCAAUAAUGCGUACUAUGAGACAACAGUGCGCUAUAAUCGUAGCCUCCCAGAGAAGGACAAUAUGCUGAUUAGCCGUUCUCCGAGUCGUUUAGAUGGAUAUUAUAGUAAACCCAAAUGCGUAAAAGUAUUUUCUAUUGAGAAAUAUUGUCACUGUCGACGCUAACCCAAUUUGUGGAAAAUACUUUAAUUAUAAAGUUUGAUUAGAAAACCAUAAAAA